AUGGCCGUCCCAGAGGCAAGGGUGCGAACCUUUGUCGAUGCAACCACCGUCCCAGUCGUACCGGCUUCCUCACGGUCUGACUCGCCCACCAGCUAUGUGGCCACAAUUGCGCAGCCACCUAUGCGGCUUUCCGCUGCACCGCUACCCGCUUCGGUGGCAGCAGUUGCCUCUCCCCAGAGGUCCGCAUUCUAUGGGGACACAAGCUAUAUAUCACCAGCCUUGAGAUCCUGGGUGGAGUGCCUGGUUGACAACAGAGUCGACCAAGCCGUAAGGCUCAUUCAGGACGGGGAGAUGAGGCAGCUGGUGGAACACGCACGGCAGGAGACCAGCACGGCAUCGCAGAAUGCCAGCCGGGCGGUGCAGCAGGCGGAUGAGGCUCGACGAAAACUGGAGAGUCAAGUGCGCAGCCUGGCAGAAGGGCAAAGUAGAUUACUUGCAAUUGUGGAAGGCAUGUCUGGAGACACGGAUCGCCAGUUCUCCUCGAGCAGUCAGGCCAAGGCCGAAGCUUUGGCAACGGUGGAACGCGUGAUGUCGACAGUGAACGAGCUGCGGCUGACGGUUGAGCAGGAUGGCGAUGUUGUUCAGAGCCGCCUGAGAGAACACAGCGUUGCCAUUGACGACAUCCGCAGGUCUGUGGCCGAGGACUUCGCCCGGUUGCGUGCCGGGUGGUCCGAUUUGCAGAAACAGUCGGUCGACGUAAUGUCAAAGCAACGCCAAAGUGGCGAUGACAUUGCAACGGCAGCGGCAUCAGUGGAUGCAACUCGCCAUGAGCUUGCGGAGCUGGCACGGCUGGUGCAGACUCUUGAUCGAAAGCUGACUAGCUGGAAGAGCGAGGUGAAAGUGGAGGUGCUGGAGGAGGUGUCUUCGGUAUCCAGUGUGGGAGAAGGAGAUAGACUCAAGCUGGACUCACUACAUCGCGAAAUCGGACAGAUGGCGGCAUCCCGCAUUGAUCUGGAGUCUCAGAUUGAAAGGCUCAAAGUUGAGAUGGCAACACUUGCCAAGCCAGAAUUGGAGACCCGAAGGCGGGAUAUGCAACAUACUCUGUCGAGACGGUUGGAUGAUGUAGAGUCUUCUUGCGAAAAUCUACGUGCAGAAAUGACUGCGGCCCUGUCCACUCGCAUGGAGAACUUGGAUGCACACGUGCAAGAGGCACACCAGAGCCUCUCGCGCCGCUUCGAUGCUCUUCAAGUUGCCGCUGCCGAGGAUGUCGAAUCGGCCCGGCUGGAGAUCAAAAAGCUGGGCACGGUGGUUAAGCGGGUCGAGGAUCGGCAGGCCUCGCUUCUAGAAGAAGUCUCGGGUGAAGUUCGCGCGUCAGUACUUUCCUUGCAAGAUGAAGGGGCUUCCAGCAGUUCAGAGCUCUCCAAGAGGUUCACAGAGUUGGGAAGUCGGCUGGAGCAGCUCGAGGUCGAGCAGACCAGUGCACGUGCCACGCGCGAGAUGUUCGAGUACAGGAUGCGGGAGCAAAGCGCCGAGACCAAGCAGAGUGUCGACGUCCUCCAGGCUCAGGUGAGCACCCUGGGCCGAGAGCUCUCGUCCGAAGUGCAGGAGAACAAAGAGCGCAUCCGAGAAGAGCUACUCGCCGGCCAGCGGAAGCUCACGGGAGAAGUACGGGAAGCUCGGUCGCUUUUCAAAGAGGAGCAGAAUGCCAUUGCUGCGCUUGAUGAGCAGCUUUGGCUGACAGAUCAGCGGCUUGGACAGCGGAUUGACGAGAUUCUCCAGGCACAGCGUGGUUCAAACCGCCUAACUGCAGCCAUGGCGGACGAGGCCGUCGCAAGCAUGGAGCCCAUCGCCAUCGAAGCCGAAAGCGGCUUUCGGAAUGGUACUGCGGCCAUGGCUCGUCGGGCUGCCGAAGCUUUCGCAGCACACGGUGAGGGCGCCUCAGCAUACGGUGACGGACAAACCGGAGGAAGGGCUACUUUACACUCGAAGCGUGGAUCACUGGCGAUGGCACACCAAGCAGCCGAGACCUUGGCGGCGAGAGGUGGCUUCGCUUUGGCUGAUGACCCGCCGUGA
This is a messenger RNA of Symbiodinium necroappetens, 2013 nucleotides long. Lineage: Eukaryota; Dinophyceae; Suessiales; Symbiodiniaceae. The record is from the annotation of a GenBank genome assembly.